This is a messenger RNA of Rhizopus microsporus ATCC 52813, 252 nucleotides long. RefSeq names its product zf-CSL-domain-containing protein. The coding region runs from base 1 to 252 and encodes 83 amino acids. The transcript is spliced from 3 exons. Gene Ontology annotation, biological process: protein histidyl modification to diphthamide. Lineage: Eukaryota; Fungi; Mucoromycota; Mucoromycetes; Mucorales; Rhizopodaceae. Gene Ontology annotation, molecular function: metal ion binding. The record is from RefSeq and is a predicted model, not a curated record.
AUGACAUCCUUUUAUGAUGAGAUUGAAAUCGAAGACAUGGAUUUUAAUGAGGAAGAAGGAAUCUAUACAUAUCCAUGUCCUUGUGGAGACAGGUUUGAAAUCUCGGUGGAUGAUCUAAGGGAUGGAGAAGAUGUUGCUCGAUGUCCUUCUUGUUCUCUAAUCAUUCGAGUCAUUUACGAUCCAGACGAUUUUGCAGACGAAGAAGACGAUGAAACAACGUUCGUAGCAAUGCCUGAGGCAGUGUCUGCUUAA